GAACGGCGCAUGCAAUUCGAACUUGUUCCUGCGUGUUCCGCUCAUCGAUAUAUUUCGUGCAUCUGUGUGUUCGUGUGUGGGACGAGUACGGAGACCGCAGUAUACCGCAAAUAAAGUGAGGAGAGGAAGAGAGAAGAAAAACAAAAAAGUAAUAAAACAAGAGGAAAGUAGCCGCAGCCAGUGAAAGAGUAUCCAGUAUUUAUAAAUCCGCACAAAUAACUUUAGUUAAUAAGCUUCGCAUCAACGUAAACAAUAAUGUCUGAAGGUGAGCCAGUUUCCACCCCUGAAGGAGUCGACAAUGAGAUCGAGUCUAGCUACAAGCCUCCACCAGAAAAGUCAAUUGAAGAGAUCCUGGCUGCUGAUCAGGAGGAUGAGAGCCUCAGGAAAUACAAAGAAACCUUGCUAGGCAACGCCCAAUCGGGUGUAGUGAUUGUUGAGCCUGACAAUCCACGUCGUGUUAUUGUUAAGAAGCUUGUUCUUGUGGUUGCUGAUAGGCCAGAGAUUGCCUUAGACCUGUCUGGUGAUUUGAGCAAACUGAAAAAGGAGACUUUUGUCAUCAAGGAGGGAGUGUCUUACAAGAUUCGCAUAGAGUUCCUGGUGCAAAGGGAGAUUGUUCACGGACUGAAGUAUGUCCAGAAGACAUACAGAAUGGCUGUUCCAGGAUUGACUGAUCCAGUGGACAAGAUGGCCCACAUGGUGGGUUCCUACGCUCCGAAAACGGAGAUGCAAUCAUACACCACCCCAUCGGAGGACGCCCCGAGCGGAAUGAUGGCCAGGGGUUCCUACGUAGUUCAAUCCUUAUUCACCGACGAUGACAAAAAUGAACACUUGAAAUGGGAGUGGACGUUCGAGAUUAAGAAGGAUUGGAAAGAUUAGAGUGGAGGAUAUUUUUUAAGCAAAACAAAGAAAAGAAAAUCGUAAGGGAGGAAACAUCAGAAAUAAAAGAGAGAGACAUCAAAGAUUAUAAUUAUUAUUAUUACUAUUAUUAUUUCUAGUAAUUUAAGAUUAAAACCAAGUAUUUUUCGCUUGCUCCUAAUAAUUAUAUAAUCAUAUAUUUGAAAACAAAUAACCUUUUGAUCCAUUUACACGUAUUUUUAAAUGAGACAAUUUAUAGAAGAAUAUAUUAUAUCCUUAAAGAAUAUGCCUUAAACAUGAACGUAACUACUAACUUUCGUUUUAUAAAUCCAGAAACCAAAAUAUCCUCUUCCAAGAACCAGGGAAAAAGUUAGUGUGUGUGUGAGUGACUAUAUCUUAUUUCUUAAGUUAUAAAUAUAUAUAUUGUGUAAAAGUAUGUUAUCCUCUUUGCUCAAAAUGGUAUUCUGAGAAAAUGGAAAUAAUUAUUUAAAGAAACAAGAUGGAGACAAAAAAAACAAGAGAGAAUAUUUUUGCAUUUGUGGCUUCCUCAAUGAAACUGUUCAGCAUUUCAAGUAGACUGCUUUAAAUUAUGUGAAAACAAAAUCUUUAAUUUCGUGUAACAAUUAUAUAGAAUAUAGAGAUUGUAA
Molecule: messenger RNA, 1502 nt
Organism: Nicrophorus vespilloides
Lineage: Eukaryota; Metazoa; Arthropoda; Insecta; Coleoptera; Silphidae
Gene: RhoGDI
Product: rho GDP-dissociation inhibitor 1
Exons: 5
Coding region: 256-876 (206 amino acids)
Biological process (GO): Rho protein signal transduction
Cellular component (GO): cytoplasm; cytosol; membrane
Molecular function (GO): protein binding; Rho GDP-dissociation inhibitor activity
Source: RefSeq, a predicted model, not a curated record